AUGCCUACCUAGCAUCAUCAUCACCUUCAAGGACAAUCAGCAUUCACCUCAGACAAAAUCAAGUUAUACCCCUCACUUAUAUUCCUCCUACAAUCAGUCAUUUCAAAAUGGCUGUCAUAAAGAACUAUGUUUGCUCUGUUCAAGCUGACUGCAACAAAACCUUUACUAAAUAUAAUGACCUCAAGAAACAUGAGGCCGCACAUUCACCCAACGCUCACAUAUGUCGUUUCCCCGGCUGUGACUUUGCGACUUUGUCCAAAGCCAGCUUCGAAAUCCAUUCCGACAGGCACACUGGUGAACAGCGUUACAAAUGUCCGCACGGUUGUGGCUAUAAGACCCACAACCCUGCCGCACUGACUCGCCACCGCAAGAUAGAACAUGGGCAUCUUCCUCUUUCUCGCGGCGGUCGUACUGCUGCCACAUCCGCAUCACACAUGACCCCGUUGUCUGCAUCCCAGACAAUGCCCCAGCCGCAGCCCCAACCCCAGCCGCAGCUCCAGCCGCAGGCUCAGCCGCAGCUCUUGCCGCAGCUUCAACUUCAGGUCCAGCCUCAGCCUCAGCCCCAGCCCCCUCAGCAAAACAACUACAAUAACAUGCUGGGGGCCUUUUACGGUGGGCCCGCGAGGCCGGCCGCCAAUCCGUGGCAGCCCCCCGCCGCACCUUAUUCCUACCAAUACCACCCUUCGGUAGGAUACUUCUAUGGCCCGACAUAUCCCCAGAAUGGCUAUGCCGGGCUCGCGAACGCUGGCAAUGGGUUGAAUGCGGGCUACAUGUACCCGGGAUACAUGUAGAGGCCCCCUUACCAGAUGCCGGGGCGUGAUUAGUUCUCAUGAACUCAAUCAUCGUGCUCAACUGAAAUGACGUAAAUGUUGUCAAGGACUUUUAGUUUCCCGCAGGAACGUUCGAAACUGGGUAAAGUCAUGAACAGGACAAGGAAGAAGAUAAUACACAGCCUUAUGUAGGCUGUGGGAAGGUGGUGAAGAAUAUUGUAAUAUAUAUAUCACAUCUGCGAGUCAGAUUUAUGUCUGUAAAUGGUGUCGCGUAGAAUUAUGUUGUUGUCAUUUAAUUAGUGAAGUCAUAAUCAAAACCAUUUUGACUUC
Molecule: messenger RNA, 1100 nt
Organism: Suillus plorans
Lineage: Eukaryota; Fungi; Basidiomycota; Agaricomycetes; Boletales; Suillaceae
Exons: 4
Coding region: 108-791 (227 amino acids)
Biological process (GO): regulation of gene expression
Cellular component (GO): nucleus
Source: RefSeq, a predicted model, not a curated record